Messenger RNA from Candida tropicalis MYA-3404, 1545 nucleotides. RefSeq names its product bifunctional anthranilate synthase/indole-3-glycerol-phosphate synthase (gene TRP3). Gene Ontology annotation, cellular component: cytosol. The record is from RefSeq and is a predicted model, not a curated record. Gene Ontology annotation, biological process: L-tryptophan biosynthetic process. NCBI's taxonomy places the organism in Eukaryota, Fungi, Ascomycota, Pichiomycetes, Serinales, Debaryomycetaceae. Bases 1 to 1545 code for a protein of 514 amino acids. The transcript has a single exon. Gene Ontology annotation, molecular function: indole-3-glycerol-phosphate synthase activity.
AUGACUACUGAACCUUCUAAAAGACAUGUUUUAAUGAUCGAUAAUUACGAUUCCUUUACUUGGAAUUUGUAUCAAUAUUUGUAUCAAUCUCCAAAAUGUGGUAAAGUUGAUGUUUUCAGAAACGAUAAAAUCACAAUUUCUGAAAUUGAAAAUAAAAUCAAACCCGAUAUAAUUUUUAUUUCCCCAGGUCCAGGACAUCCACUUACUGAUUCCGGUAUUUCUAGAGAUGUUAUUAAACAUUUUGCUGGUAAGAUUCCUAUCUUUGGUGUUUGUAUGGGACAACAAUGUAUCUUUGAAGUUUUUGGUGGAGAUGUGUCAUAUGCUGGAGAAAUUGUCCAUGGUAAAACUACUACCAUCAAACAUGAUAGCAAGGGUAUGUUUGAAGAUGUUCCACAAUCUGUUGCUGUUACUAGAUACCAUUCUUUAGCUGGUAGUUCCAAGACUUUACCGGAUGUUUUGGAAGUUACUGCAGUUACUGAAACUCAACCUGAAAUUAUUAUGGGUGUUAGACACAAGAAAUAUACCAUUGAAGGUGUUCAAUUCCAUCCUGAAUCUAUCUUAAGUGAAAGUGGUCAAUUAAUGAUUAACAAUUUAUUGGGUGUUUACGGAGGUACCUGGGUAGAAAAUGAAUCUAUCAAGAAGGGUAAUGUGAUUAAAAAGAGUGAGAAUAUCUUGACCAAAAUUUACAAACAAAGACAAUUAGAUUAUGAAACCAUUGAAAAAUUACCUGGUAAAUCAUUUGAAAAUUUACAAAUUGAAUUGAAUUUGGAUAUUGCUCCACCAUUGAUUAAUUUUUAUGAUCGUCUCAAAUACACUCAAUCUACUUUAAACCAAACCAUCAUAUUAUCUGAAUUCAAGCGUGCCAGUCCAUCAAAAGGUGAUAUUAAUAUCAAUGCUCAUCCAGCCAAUCAAGCUUUAACUUAUGCAACCAAUGGAUGUUCGGCAAUUUCUGUUUUAACUGAACCACAUUGGUUCAAAGGUUCUUUAGAUGAUUUAUCUUUGAUUAGAAAAGUUAUUGACAAACCAUCAACUUCUGAUUACAAGCGUCCAGCCUUGUUGAGAAAAGAAUUUGUUUUCAGUAAGUAUCAAAUCUUGGAAAGUAGAUUAGCAGGUGCUGAUACUAUUUUAUUAAUUGUUAAAAUGUUGAAUGAUGAAAAAUUGUUACACGAAUUAUAUGAAUAUUCUUUAGAUUUGGGUAUGGUACCAUUAGUCGAAGUCAACAACAGUAAAGAAUUAAAACAAGCAUUGAAAUUAACUUAUAAAGGAACUACUGAAGAUGGUUUGAUAAUUGGUGUCAAUAACCGUAACUUGACUACCUUUGAUGUUGAUUUAAACACUACUAGUUCCUUGGUUGAUGAAGCUAAAAACAGUGAUAGAAAGGGUGAUGUAUUAGUAUUGGCAUUAUCGGGAAUAAGCUCGGUUGAUGAUGUCAAGAAGUACAAAUACGACGAUCAUGUUGAUGGGUUCUUAAUAGGAGAAAGCUUAAUGAGAGCUGAAGAAAAAGGUGAAGCCGGUAAGUUCUUACACGAUUUAUGUACUUGUUAA